GCAUCAGGCGUGACCCCUCCCUGACCUCUCCACAGUGCUGAACAGAGCAAACUGACAGCUCUCCGGUCAGCUGUUUCAACUCGGAAUAAUCUUUUUUUUUUUUUAAACGAUUACAAGGAAAUUAUUAACGGUAUAAAAUUGGAUUCAACGUAGACUAUCGAAACGUUGCGAAAUUUGCUAGCUUGCUUCGUGUAUAAUCCAGUUUUUUUUUCUCUCUCUGUCUCUCUCUUCCGCUACUUAGCACGAAUCAGCAAACGUUAGCUAACAAAUCUCUUCUGAAACCUGCGUCAAACAACUUGUUAGCGUAACUAGGGAUUUUUUAAAAAUUGUAUUAUUAUUUUUUCGCUUUUGUUGUGAAGGAAGGACUUUUACAAUGGGAUCCAGAGCAUCGACAUUACUGAGAGAAGAGGAGAUUGAAGAAAUCAAAAAGGAGACCGGCUUUUCACACAGCCAGAUCACCCGGCUCUACAGUCGCUUCACCAGCUUGGACAAAGGAGAGAACGGCACCCUCAGUCGGGAAGAUUUCCAACGGAUCCCAGAGUUGGCCAUCAAUCCUCUGGGAGACAGAAUCAUCAAUGCCUUCUUUCCCGAGGGGGAGGACCAGGUGAACUUCAGGGGCUUCAUGAGAACCCUGGCUCACUUCCGUCCUAUAGAAGACAACGAGAAGAACAAGGAUCCCACUGCCUCUGAACCUCUCAACAGCAGGACCAAUAAGCUGCUCUUUGCUUUCCAGCUGUACGACCUGGACAGAGAUGAUAAGAUCUCCCGUGACGAGCUGCUACAGGUUCUUAGGAUGAUGGUUGGUGUGAACGUGAUUUUAUUCCAGGUUCUUAGAAUGAUGGUUGGUGUGAACGUGGUUUAUUCCAGGUUCUUAGAAUGAUGGUUGGUGUGAACGUGGUUUAUUCCAGGUUCUUAGAAUGAUGGUUGGUGUGAACGUGGUUUAUUCCAGGUUCUUAGAAUGAUGGUUGGUGUGAACGUGGUUUAUUCCAGGUUCUUAGGAUGAUGGUUGGUGUGAACGUGGUUUAUUCCAGGUUCUUAGGAUGAUGGUUGGUGUGAACGUGGUUUAUUACAGGUUCUUAGGAUGAUGGUUGGUGUGAAUGUGGUUUAUUCCAGGUUCUUAGGAUGAUGGUUGGUGUGAACGUGGUUUAUUCCAGGUUCUUAGGAUGAUGGUUGGUGUGAACGUGGUUUAUUCCAGGUUCUUAGGAUGAUGGUUGGUGUGAACGUGGUUUAUUCCAGGUUCUUAGGAUGAUGGUUGGUGUGAACGUGGUUUAUUCCAGGUUCUUAGGAUGAUGGUUGGUGUGAACGUGGUUUAUUCCAGGUUCUUAGGAUGAUGGUUGGUGUGAACGUGGUUUAUUCCAGGUUCUUAGGAUGAUGGUUGGUGUGAACGUGGUUUAUUCCAGGUUCUUAGGAUGAUGGUUGGUGUGAACGUGGUUUAUUCCAGGUUCUUAGGAUGAUGGUUGGUGUGAACGUGGUUUAUUCCAGGUUCUUAGGAUGAUGGUUGGUGUGAACGUGGUUUAUUCCAGGUUCUUAGGAUGAUGGUUGGUGUGAACGUGGUUUAUUCCAGGUUCUUAGGAUGAUGGUUGGUGUGAACGUGGUUUAUUCCAGGUUCUUAGGAUGAUGGUUGGUGUGAACGUGGUUUAUUCCAGGUUCUUAGGAUGAUGGUUGGUGUGAACGUGGUUUAUUCCAGGUUCUUAGGAUGAUGGUUGGUGUGAACGUGGUUUAUUCCAGGUUCUUAGGAUGAUGGUUGGUGUGAACAUGUUUAUUCCAGGUUCUUAGGAUGAUGGUUGGUGUGAACAUGUUUAUUCCAGGUUCUUAGAAUGAUGGUUGGUGUGAACGUGGUUUAUUCCAGGUUCUUAGAAUGAUGGUUGGUGUGAACGUGGUUUAUUCCAGGUUCUUAGAAUGAUGGUUGGUGUGAACGUGGUUUAUUCCAGGUUCUUAGGAUGAUGGUUGGUGUGAACAUGUUUAUUCCAGGUUCUUAGGAUGAUGGUUGGUGUGAACAUGUU
Molecule: messenger RNA, 2003 nt
Organism: Oncorhynchus gorbuscha (pink salmon)
Lineage: Eukaryota; Metazoa; Chordata; Actinopteri; Salmoniformes; Salmonidae
Product: calcineurin B homologous protein 1-like
Exons: 6
Coding region: 374-880 (168 amino acids)
Molecular function (GO): calcium ion binding
Source: RefSeq, a predicted model, not a curated record